UGAUGUGAAGAGGCAUACAAUACACAACUCACUUUGACUUCAACUGAAAUGUGAAAUGCUGCCAGGAAAUGAAUUGCUUGAAUGUAGAUCUAAUAAAUUCAACAUUCAGAAUCAUUCCUUCUUAUCAUUCAAGUUCACGUUCCCAAGGGUAAAAGCUGUUUAUAGGAUUUGAUCCCUUUUUGAUAAGUGUUUUGGUUUCUUAAGGAGCUUGCACACUGCUCCAACAAACUCCAAAAUUCUAAAGUUUUACCCAAUCCAACAUGGGAAACAGUUUGUAAGGGUGCUGCACUCCUACAGUAAGUUUACACGAGAAUGGUCAUAUUGUAAAUGCUUUUUAGAAAAAAUGGAACCACAGUACUGUAAUCGCAGAAAUCAGAAGAACAUUCAAUGAUAAAAUUCCUCAAGAUGUCAGAUAACAUUUCAACUCAGUUGUUGGUUGUUGAUUGAACUGCAUGAUAUUAACCUUAUUCACGGCAAUGCUAAUUUCGCUAUUGCAGCCUCUCAGAUUGACGUCAUUCAGAAAUGCAAAUUCAGCAUAAACAUAUCAUCGGUACUGGAUGGAGCCAUACGUGGCUUUAAACGGCCAUCUUACAACCCAAAUUAUAGCAUCAGUGUCAGUUUUUCAGAUGACAUGGGGAAUGAAGAAGGGUUACAUGGAGUUUUCUGUGAUAUUUCAGAGGCUUUUUAUUUUGCAAAAAAAACACACACACACACCUUGCACACAUAGAACAAUCCUCAAUCACAUAACAUUUAAAGAAAAGUUGUGCUAGACUAUAAAAUAUAGGCCUACAGUAGGCUAGUUGGUAGGGUAGGCCUACAUGUAACCUUUUUUGUGUUGCAAUGUAAAAAUAUAGUAUGUUCAAUGUAAAGUGUCAUAUAGCCUACAGUGCAUUUUCCAUAUGGUUUAGGUGUAAGCUUUUUUCAUUUGCAUGUGCAAGAAAAAUACAAAAAACAGUGUGCAUGAGCUUUUCGUGCAUUGCAGGGAAAAGUAGGCCUAGAUAGUAUCACGUGCCAGCUUUUUAUUUGUAAGUGCGAUUUUCUUGAUGUAGGCUAUACAGGACUCAUAAAAUGGUUGCGUUAGUCUUCAGGUAGCCGCAUAGAGCGGUAGUACAACGUCAUGUCGUCACACGGUCAGUCUUGUGUUGGUCGCAACCGCUUCCACUUUCGUUUUUGUUGUCUUACAUUUUCGCGACGAAAGGCUGGCAAAUUAGGUGAACAUGCGUAUGUCUCUUGGAAAAAUCCAAAUGGAGAAAAUGAAAGAACCAUGUUAAAUCGUGAUUGUCGAGUAUUUGGUGUUUUAGUGGUAGCCUCUUUCACCUGCGUCACAGGUAAGGAAGACGAAUUAAGUAUCGUUGAAGGCUGUCAAGUGUAGGCUUACUAUGGCCUAUUGUGGAGAUAAGCUGUAUGUCACAGAUGGUUGAUAUGCGGUUUUUUUUUUAUCUUAAUAGUAUUUUACACUAUUACUUAUUUCCAAAUACUUUCACAUUCCCUUGGGAUUGUGGGAAUAGUGAGUUCAGUAUGACGAGAGAUGAUUAUGCGAGUUCCUAACACAUCUCUUCUCUACCAUGACUGUCAAAUGUCUUUGACCCCCGCCGAUCAUCAUUUUCAAAGAUUGUGUGGAGUCUCAGGCUUUCCUGAGGACACAGUAAUGAACCCAGAACAACACAUGGGUGCAUCAGGCUCAGAGGAUGGUGAGCUGUACUUGUCAGAGAAUGACCUGACAGGCAAAGUACCCUCAGCCCCUCCUCUGGCUCUGGGCACAGCUGUGUUACACGCCAGGGUGAAAUGGCCAGAAGGGCAUAUACCAAGGAAGGACUUUGCUCUAAGGAAAGCUCUUCAGACAUGGCUAAGAAAGGACUUGGGCUCUGCAGUGGAAAUAGAAGGCUUGCAGCUUGAGGAUACUACGGAGUGGGCUACGGUUGAAAUAUAUCCAUCAACAGCUCUUGACAUAGUUCUGGACCAGCAGUUUGCACAGUUAAAGUUAAAAGACUCCCGAGUCAUCACUGUACAGUUUCACAGAGAUAAUUCACAAUCAGUGACUUCAAUAAAAGACCCAGAGCAGCAUGCAGUAACUGAGACAGCCACCUCUACAUCAGAGGAGAUCACUCUCCCAGUGGCCCUGACCAUGGCAAUUGAUGUGCAGAAGUUGGCGCCUGACAUUCAGGAACAUUUAGUUGAAAAAUUCAGCAAAUUCAACUCAGGUGCCAACACUUUCACAAUGUCAGGAAGUUUACCAGACGUGGAUGAAUUCUUUACAGAAUUCUGCAGCACUAUAAACCCCAAGACAAAUGGAAGGGGCAGUGCUUUACAGAGCACACUAUCCAAGGCGAACAGUCACAUGACAGUCCCCCUUGCUCAUUAUUGGUACCUGAAUCAAGUGCACAGAAAUGAGAUGGAAAGGCUACAGCAAAAAUAUAGAGUCAGAAUCCACAGUGACGUCUCUAUGCAUGUUGAAGCUGACAAGGGUGCCACCAGUGACUCACUAGCAAAUGCUUGUCAGGAAUUUGCUGAACUUUUCCAAAGGUGCUCUGAUAAUCUUGAGACAAUUUCCCUACCAAGUGUGCACCAAGAUCCUACAGUCAUGAUUGAUUUCAUGAAGGACAUUUUGAGAGAGGAGAGAAAGUUAAUGCUCAAUGUGUCCGCUCAGAACUGGAGCCUCUUUGGGCCAGAAGAAAACAUUUCCACAGUACAGAAAAUAAUGGAUGUAAAAGCCAACAUGGAUGAUCUCAGAGUGAAGACCAAAGGAGGCAAUCCCAAAAGUACAGCCUCAAAGGAGCUACACAAAGAAUCUGAGAGGAAUAAACAAAGAGAAGUCCAAAUGCCUCAUGCAUCUGUCCAGAACGUCGAAGAGCGUGUAAAGGUCAGUUAUCCUACUGCAGAGAAGCCCCCCAAGAAAGUGUUGCUUAAAGAAGUUAAAUCGGAUGCUCUCAUUGACCCUCUUUUGACCGAUGGGAUUCUCAUGAAUGACAUCCACUGGGAGAUAAUGACGAAUACUUUCAAGAUGCAAAUAGAAAGCAUUAAGACUAGAUUUGGAGUGGCUCUGAUGGAGAACAGGUUAAAGGACAGUGUUACAGUCAGAGCUGUAGGGAAUCGUGCGAGUCUGGAGGUGAAUGCUCUCAGGGCAUUGAUGUCUCUUUAUCAAAAGGUUGUCACGAGAGCUAUGUGCUGCCCUUUGCAAAAUGUAUCCCUCCUUCAAACAGAGAAGGUAAAAAUGCAUCUAAGUGACGUCCAUGAACAGAACCCAUCUCUUGCUGUCAAGGAAGGCUCUGGUAGCAAUGGAGUCUGGAUGCUGAUUGGCCUUCCAGAUCAUCUAUGUUUCGCAGUAAGAGAAAUCGAGAAGAAGCUUGGUGGACCUGUCUUUGACGAAAAACACAAGGACAUGAUUGGAUUUGACCGACAUACUGAAUUCCUGAGACCGUUUUCUGAUUUACCAGCAUGGAAUGGAUCAGAGGGUUAUGAAGAAGUGCAGUGGGGAAAGGGAGCAGCCUCUGGGGAGGCAAUUUAUGAAGAUGUUGAAGAGCCAAGGGGAGCAGAUAGAGGCGUUUUAGAAGGGGUAGGGAGUCCAUUUCUGGGAAAAGAAAUAUUGAAAGGAGGAAAUGGAUCAAAGUGGGACAAAGAAGAUGUGUGUAAAAAGGUGUUUCAAAAAGUUGAAAGAGACCAGCCAGAUGGAACAAUGACACACUUAAUCAAGAAAUCCACACUUCCUGGGUUUAAAAGAUGUGACACCAUCGUAAUUACCUAUCAUAUUCCCAGCGGCAUUCAGUCGAGAAAUCAUCCCAACCCAGGCAGACGUUUCAAAGGGGCUCACCUAACAGCAUACUUACCUGCCAUUAGAGAAGGACGGGAAGUGCUUGAACUGCUAAGGAAGGCCUUCAAACAGAAAUUGGUCUUUACUGUUGGGACCUCACAAACAGGAGGGGGUGAUUAUGUGAUCUGGAAUGGCAUCCAUCACAAGAUCAACACUCAUGGUGGACCAGAAAGUGGCGGCUACCCAGAUGAUAACUACUUAAUAAGAGUAAGGGAAGAACUCCGAGCGAAAGGCAUUGAGUGAAGAAUCCCACGGCUCAACUCAUAACCCAGAAGAAUUCAUUCAAAUGCAUACUUUUUCAUGUAAUGUACCAGAAUCUGUAAUGUGGAAUUUAAGCUAAAAUUUUGGCAGGACUCAUCUAGACAGUCUAGAGGACGCAUGUCAUUCUUCACAGAGAUGUGACCUCUAGACUGUCACCUCCACAACACUAGGUUAAAUCAUAAUAGUAAUAUAAUCAGAUUCAGAGUAUAUUUUGUUAAUAUUAGGGCUGUCAAAAUAACUGAUUAAUUUCGAUUAAUUAAUUUGAGAAAAAAUAACUGAUUAAAAAAAAUA
Messenger RNA from Alosa alosa (allis shad), 4360 nucleotides. RefSeq names its product E3 ubiquitin-protein ligase DTX3L-like. Lineage: Eukaryota; Metazoa; Chordata; Actinopteri; Clupeiformes; Clupeidae. Gene Ontology annotation, biological process: Notch signaling pathway; protein ubiquitination. The record is from RefSeq and is a predicted model, not a curated record. The transcript has 6 exons. The coding region runs from base 1529 to 4051 and encodes 840 amino acids.